AUGACUGCAAGAUGCAAUAAUAAGCCAAUUGAGGCAAGGCUGGAUUGGCCAGGUGCAAGGAAAGGCUGGGUGGGUGUGACGACGACGACGACAACCAAGAGGGUCCAAAACAAAGAACCGGGCAGGGAUGGCGAUGCGGGGAGAGAGGCCCAGAAGUUUAGCUCAAGGAUGCGCGAGGGGAGCUUGGCUCAGCAUGGAAGGCCGUCGUAUUUUGGCCCUAUCUCGCAUUGUGACGGCGGGCCAGUUCGGGACGUGAAGGCGGCAUGGGUUAUGAGUGGCGUUGGAUUUGCCUUGUACCGUGCGCCGAUGCUUUCUGUUGGCUUGGACAAAGAGCUGCUGGAAAAUUCUAUUAUGUUUGUUGUGCUGCUCCGUCUGCCAAUUUCCGUCCUAUUGCUUGUAAUCCAACCCUGGUGCGUGGAGCUGGACGAUGCUCGGGACCUUGAGUAUUGGCGCCGCCACCUGGUUACGGCAUUUGUGAGAACGGAGCCCUUCCGAAUGGGUCCCUCCGCGCGCCUUAUUGCCAAUAGUAGCAGACGUUACCCUCAUCACCAACUGGUGGAUAACCGGGUCAAUCAACGAGAAAAGGAGGACUACUAA
Messenger RNA from Trichoderma asperellum CBS 433.97, 597 nucleotides. NCBI's taxonomy places the organism in Eukaryota, Fungi, Ascomycota, Sordariomycetes, Hypocreales, Hypocreaceae. The record is from RefSeq and is a predicted model, not a curated record.